Molecule: messenger RNA, 2702 nt
Organism: Colius striatus (speckled mousebird)
Lineage: Eukaryota; Metazoa; Chordata; Aves; Coliiformes; Coliidae
Gene: UBR7
Product: ubiquitin protein ligase E3 component n-recognin 7
Exons: 11
Coding region: 57-1304 (415 amino acids)
Cellular component (GO): cytoplasm
Molecular function (GO): ubiquitin protein ligase activity; zinc ion binding
Source: RefSeq, a predicted model, not a curated record
AGCGACGCGGCCGCGCGUUUCCCGCCUCGUCUGGCGCUCGGCGUCGCGUCCCGGCGAUGGCGGCGGCGGCGGGCGCGGAGGCGGAGGGCGGCUGCGGGGCCGGCGCGGAGGAGCCCGUGGUCUCCCUGGCGGACGUGCUGGCGGAGAACGAGGAGCUGGAGAAGGAAGCGCGGGCCGUGCUGGGCGGCAGCGACCACGAGCGCUGCAGCUACUCUCAGGGCGCCGUGAGGAGACAGGCGCUGUACGCCUGCGGCACCUGCACGCCGCCCGGCGCGGAGCCGGCGGGGAUCUGCCUGGCCUGCAGCUACGAGUGCCACGGCACACACCGCCUCUUUGAGCUCUACACCAAGAGGAACUUCCGCUGUGACUGUGGAAAUAGCAAGUUCAAAAAUCUGCAGUGCAAGUUACUCCCAGAGAAGGGCAAGGUGAAUUCAGGAAAUAAGUACAAUGACAAUUUCUACGGAUUAUACUGUACUUGUAAAAGACCUUAUCCGGAUCCUGAAGAUGAGAUUCCAGAUGAAAUGAUCCAAUGCAUAGUCUGUGAAGACUGGUUCCAUGGAAGGCAUCUGGGUGCAGUUCCCCCUGAAAGCGGAGACUUCCACGAAAUGGUGUGCCAGGCCUGCAUGAACCACUGCCACUUCCUGUGGGCCUACGCGUCGCAGCUGGCAGUUCCUGCUUUGACCAAAGUGAACUCCCUUGAAGAUGAAAGGAUUGUCCCGAAGGUUGAGGAAAGUGAGGAGCAGAAGAAAGAAAUAAAAAAGGAAAGUGGAGUGGAAUACCAAGAAAUGAAGGAGGAAAAGCAACCAGAACAGCUCAAUGAGCCAUCCACUAGCUCUGGGUCUGCUUGUCCAGAGGUAGUUCCUAAGAGUGAGGGGCCAGUCUGCAAGCUGAAAGAACUCCAAAGCAAACCGUUUUUAAAAAAGGAUACUGCCACCUUUUGGCCCUUGAACUGGAGAAGCAAAUUGUGCACCUGUGAAGGCUGUUUGAAAAUGUAUGCAGAGCUGGAAGUCCCGUUCCUGACAGAUGAAUGUGACACUGUCCUGGCUUAUGAAAAUAAAGGUACCAGUGACCAAGAAACAGAGAGGAGAGACCCUUUAAUGGACACCCUUAACAGCAUGAACAGAGUCCAGCAAGUAGAACUUAUCUGUGAAUACAAUGAUUUGAAGACAGAGCUGACUGACUAUUUCAGGAGAUUUGCAGAUGAGGGAACGGUGGUUAAAAGAGAAGACAUUCAGCAGUUCUUUGAAGAAUUUCAGUCACGGAAAAGACAACGGACUAACAGGAUGCAGUACUACUGUAGUUAGACUGAGAGGGCUUGGGUCUGAAGGGACAACUGGGAAAACGAUGCUCACUGGCGAACAGAAGAGGCAGCUUCAGUAUUUGGCUUCUCAAAAUUAAACUGUCCAAGGAACGUCUGUAUUUUGUCUCGCACCUUCUUAUUUGUAGCAAGUCAACUCUGUUCUUAACCAGGAUAUUGCCCUUUUAGGGGUGUCAGUACUAACCCCACAUGCCUGUAGAAGCUGCCCUUGGCUUGGGGGAUCUGCACCCCUGUAACCCUUCUGCCUUUCACCUGCUUUGUCUAGUGCCUGGAGCUGUACACUGAGUGCAAACCUGCCCUUCCCUGCACCACACAGCAUGCUCGGCCUGCAAUGCCGGCUGCCUGUGCAUUGGCCUCGGUGUGCUGUGCCCACUGGAUGUGCUUUGGGCUGGGUGUGCUGUGCCAGCUGGGCAUAUGUUGCUUUCCUGCUUUCCGUGGCUCGGUCACCUCUGCAGGGUGCAGCCCUUCUAGCAAAGGUGCCCAGCACAAAGCGAGUGUCCUUUAGUACCCUGUGGGAGACGGCUCCAGCAAGGGUCCAGCUGGGGGUGAAACUGCAUUCCUGUGUGUGGGGGGAUGACAGCAGGGGAAGGGAACAACGCCCUAGUCCUGCUCUGCAGCAGAAGUGCUCCCUGGGCAGGUGAAACGUGAGAAGCGGGGUUCAGCUUUUUGCAAGAGAGUGUUCUGGUUUUAUAAAUUGACUUUGUUUCGAAUAUUGUACAUGUGGUUUUACAUGCAAAAAUUGAUCGUGUGAAGUUUAUCCACUCACUGGAAUAGAAACACUAUCUGGGAAGUACUAAAUCACAAACUAAGCAUGGGGGAGGGGUUUGUUAUAAGACUUCUACUGUGCUUUGACUUAAAAACUAGUCUACUGCCAAUUAUUGUACUUGAUAAGCAUUCCUGACAGUACAGCAUGCAGGCAUUUUCCUACGGUCUAGAUAAAAACGUCAUUUUUUGGUAAUCACUGUGAUAAUCGUGGAACAGGAAAUGUUUCACUGAUUUCUAAGAGUCUACCCUGAGCUACAAUUAAGUACUGACUUUUUGUAAGUUGAGAGCCUACUCUAGCUUUUAGGUUUUUUUAUCUCCUGCUUUAUGUAGUUGGAGGAUUCCUUUACCAUGGGGUACUAUUCUGCUUCCACCUGUGACUUUGAGAAGACCAGACCUUUCUCCAUCAUUCUCCCUCUUAAUUGUUUCUGUCUCCUUUCUUUCCAGCAGCCAGGGCUACUGUGGAGGCUCAGGUCCUUGGUUCGUUUCAUGCAGAAUGACUAAUUGCAUCUGACUUUAACUGGGGGUAGUGUAUGUGCUUUUUUUGUAGCAACUGUUAUGGGAGCUGUAAUGGCAUCUUUUAACAACAGUAUCUAAAAAUUAAAUAACUCUUCAAUCUGUA